Messenger RNA from Lachancea sp. 'fantastica', 633 nucleotides. NCBI's taxonomy places the organism in Eukaryota, Fungi, Ascomycota, Saccharomycetes, Saccharomycetales, Saccharomycetaceae. The record is from the annotation of a GenBank genome assembly.
AUGGCUCCUCGAGUGGUUGUUUUAAUUUCUGGAUCCGGCUCUAAUCUUCAGGCUUUGAUCGACGCUAAGGCCAGAAAUGAGCUACCCGUUGACAUUGUUAGCGUAGUGUCGUCCAGCAAGAACGCUUACGGUUUGGAAAGGGCAGCUAAAAAUGGCAUACCUACCAAGGUACACUCUCUAUUCCCUUACACCAAAGGUCUAGCUAAAGAUGAUAGAAGUGGGAGGUCUCUGGCCAGACAGAAAUUUGAGAAAGAACUAGCGCCGGUAAUCAUGGAAUUUAAGCCAGACCUGAUAGUCUGCGCCGGUUGGCUUCUGAUUCUGGGAGAGGACUUUUUGAAACAAAUCAAUGGAGUUCCUAUCAUCAAUCUACAUCCGGCACUCCCAGGAGCAUUUGAUGGUACCACACAUGCCAUUGAAAUGGCCUGGAAAAAAUGUCAAGAAGACCAGAAACCACUGAUCGCGGGUUGUAUGGUGCAUUACGUUAUUCAAGAAGUUGAUCGUGGAGAACCGGUUAUUGUCAAAGAAAUUGAGAUAGUCCCUGGAAAAGACUCUCUCGAAGAGUACGAGCAGAGAGUUCAUGCUCAGGAACAUAUAGCCAUAGUCGAGGCAGUCCAGAAAAUAUUUGGCCUGUAA